Molecule: messenger RNA, 2278 nt
Organism: Drosophila elegans
Lineage: Eukaryota; Metazoa; Arthropoda; Insecta; Diptera; Drosophilidae
Gene: rau
Exons: 4
Coding region: 527-1786 (419 amino acids)
Biological process (GO): signal transduction; positive regulation of fibroblast growth factor receptor signaling pathway; positive regulation of epidermal growth factor receptor signaling pathway
Source: RefSeq, a predicted model, not a curated record
CGGGUAUGUCAUUGCGCCUGUAAACACUGUCGAAUGCGGUCUUCGCCGCUUCUCCGCUCCGAAACAAAAAUUCUUAGUGAACUAGCUUACGGAAGCGAGCUCAUCUGAACGAAAGUGAAUGUGUGCCCGGGUCAAAAAUAAAGUUGGUCCGCAAGCCAAUACAUAUGUGAACAAAUUCAGAAGAAAUCGAAAGAGCAUGGCUAAAUAAAAAUCACUGCACCUGUCUUCCAAGUGCACCUGUUUCCCCCAGUGCCGCCGCCCUUCGCAGGGAACACUUACGCACCUUUGGCAGUGGAUACGCGAAAGAAUGCACCGUGCAUGCAAAGUACAGCGGAGUGCUUGAUAACUUAAUACCAGCCAAAGGGCCGUAAAAACAAACGAGGCAGAAACAGAAACAGAAACAAAAACAGUGCGACCUUGUCUUGUCUUCGCCGGACUUCGUUUUCCGCCAUCCAUCAAAGUCGGACUGAAAAGUCUUGGGAUUACACAUAAAACUCAUUUGGAUACAAAUCUCUUUUGCUUUGAGAUGCUGAAGCACGUGCAGAUCUCGCCGCUGCGGAACCGCUCCGACUCGGUGUCCCUCCGCUCCUCCAGCCACGCCUCCUCGUGCGCCAGCUCCAUGUGCGGCAGUCCGGAGCCGCCCUCGGACCUGCAGAGGACGCCCUCCCGGGCCUCCAGUUACUCCAGCCUCAACGAGCAAAUGCCGCAGACCACAAUCAAGGUGUACACCAACUGCCUGAAGAUCGACAUCGAGUACAAGACGCUUGGGAUUCAGUGGGACACCACCAGCAAGGAGGUGAUUGCCCAGCUGCUCAGACGCCUCAAGAUGCGACACCGCGACCCGAGGCUCUUCUACCUCUCCAUGGAGGUAGCUGUGCGCCGGGCUGGCGUGAAGACCGUCCUGGUGCUGGACGAGGACACCCGGCCGGCCAUCCUGCAGGCCUGCCACCCCAAAGGCGAGUCCCGCUUCUGCCUGCAGCUGAGGCCGGGCGGCCUGAUCCGCGUCCACACGGCGGCGCUGCAGCCCAGCUCCCAGUACAAGUCGCUGGUCAUCAGCGAGGAGACCACCAGCGACGAGCUGCUCCACCUGCUGCUCGGCUGCUACGGCUCCCCCGAUCCCGUCGAGGCCUUCUCACUCUACGAGGUGUGUCCCGGCCAGGAGUGCCAGCGCAAGCUGCACCCGGACGACCUGCCGCUGCGCACCCAGGCCGAACGGGUGAAGCGGGGCGAGGAGUGCCACUUCCUGGUGCGCCGGACGCCCCACUACGCCCGCCGGCGCCAGCUGCUGGCCAGCAUGAAUGAGGCCAUGACCACGAGGCAGGCGGAGGCGGAGGAUGCCGGCAGUCUGCUGGAACUCUCCCUGGAGUCGGAUGUCUCACUGCCCGAGGAUCUGCGCAGCUGCAGCAGCCGGAGCAGCAGCGAGGGCGCCGAGGACGAGGACGAGUGGGCCAGCAGCUCCGGCUCCUCGGACACCUCCACGGAGUGCACCCUGCGCCGGUCGCUGGUCAACGUGUCCGUCUCCCCCGCUCGCGCCUACAGCCCCGUGUACAACAUCCGCGAGAUCCGCACCGCCUCGCACUCGUUCUCCUCGCUGGGCAAGGACAAGAAGCUCCUGGACAUCCACAUGAACGCCCGCUUCGCCGCCGCCGGCGUCUACGGCAGACUGGUGCCCGUGGCGGAGGUCGAGGCGAAGGACCCCAACGGCAAGGCCCCCAAGGUCAAGCUCGCGGCGGAGGCGGUCAACAACAACCCGGCCAAGGGACUUGGACACUUUGUCUACCUGUAGCGAUGUGUGCUUCAGAGGAGGAAGCCUGUGGAGCUCGACACAGCCUUGUGGCAUGACACUUGAAUUAGCGAUGGAAAAAAGUCAAUCUUAGCGCCGUCACAGAGAGGAAACUACACUUACAAAAACACCCCUUAUAGUAAACAAUCAAGAUCGUCACUUUGUAAGCUCCGAGGGCGAGGACCAAAGAUGCAUUUGUAGCUUAAGCGUUGGGAGGGGGAGUGUAAAUAGAAAUUAGGCCUGAUAACAAUGAAUCCUAAGAUUAGUUAAGAUUAGUCUAGUUUUUGUAACCCUAACAAUGAACACGUAUGCUUAGAGUAGGGCAAAGAAACCAUCUGCUAACAAUCCCAAAUCAAAGGAGUCUAUAGCUUAGUGCUUUAGUCCCGCAACUAAAGCUUCAGUAAGAGUAAGAACCUGGAGGCUUGUGGCCAACUUUCGUGUAUAAACCAAAAGAUAUUGUAAUGAUAAUAUAAGCACCAAUUACGUAAGCCGAAA